AUGUCUCACGUAAAUGGGACAAUCGUUUCGGGGCAAAAGAUGGCUUCGAAUGAGAACAAUGAAAAAGGCUCCGAAAUUUCGAUGCUCGUCGGCUUCUUCUUGAUGAAUGGCGUCUGUGUAGUAUUCUUCCUUGUGUUCGGGCUGUGCGUCAUAUUUUCAUGUAUGCGCCGGCCACGAAUGUUUCACGGCAAGAAGAGUACACCUCUGUUCGCACCGCCUUCCCCCUCACCAAAGCCUGAAUCAAAAUUUAAAAGUCUGGUGUCGCGGGCGAUAAAGAGCAAAGAUUUCGGAAAGAUGAAGACGGAAGUUGUUGAAGAAUCGCCGCAACAUAUACCAGCAUUUGGGAAAUCGAACGGGUUAAAUGGAGCUGUGCAAACAGUCCAGUGGAUCAGCUUGGUGACUCCUCACCUCAACUACGACCCCUACAACAUUCUCAGAGUUAUAGAGAAAAAGAAAGGCCUGGAAGAAAGGAACGCCGCGCAUCCUUCGUGCCAGUCCUGGAAAAAGAGCUCGCUGGGGUUGGUGAAGCCGCGCCAAGCUCGC
This is a messenger RNA of Mesorhabditis spiculigera, 543 nucleotides long. NCBI's taxonomy places the organism in Eukaryota, Metazoa, Nematoda, Chromadorea, Rhabditida, Rhabditidae. The record is from the annotation of a GenBank genome assembly.